Exaiptasia diaphana is the source of this 1870-nucleotide messenger RNA. RefSeq names its product AN1-type zinc finger protein 3 homolog. The record is from RefSeq and is a predicted model, not a curated record. NCBI's taxonomy places the organism in Eukaryota, Metazoa, Cnidaria, Anthozoa, Actiniaria, Aiptasiidae. Bases 132 to 683 code for a protein of 183 amino acids. Gene Ontology annotation, molecular function: zinc ion binding; DNA binding. The transcript has 4 exons.
UGGCAGUGCGGUAUUGUAAACAGGGUAGGAAGCCAUUUUGUACAUGUAGAAAUUUCGCAAAAUUUAAGUCGUCUUGGUGGAUUUUGUUCCUGAUUUCGACCUUCCAAUUACCAUUUAACGAGCGAAUUCAGAUGGAGAAUCCUGGAAGCGAGCCUCCUCGGUGUCCAUGUGGAUUUUGGGGAUCUCCUCAGACAUUAAAUUUAUGUUCCAAGUGCUUUAAGGAUGAGCAACAGCGAAAAUCGCAAAACCAAAAUGGUAGUUGCUCUGCUAUCUCCCAACCCUCGCUGGACAGAGUACCGGUGACUACGACGGGAGAAAGUUCGCGCGAGAAGGAGAAUAAGGACAAAACUCCAGUGGAAAAUGAAGAACCUGAUCGAGAUCAAAAGUGCGUAGAAGAAACCCGUACAAGUACUGAAUCUACGUCUAAUGAUACUCCAGAAGAUCUACCACAACAGAAAAAUAAGAAACGAUGCUGGAAAUGUAAGGCUAAAUUAGAACUCGCUCAAAGGGAACUUGGAAUAUGCAAAUGUGGCUAUGUGUUCUGUCAACUACAUCGUCUUCCAGAACAACACGAAUGUAUAUAUGAUCAUAAAGAAAGUGGGCGUAAAGAAGCUCGUGAAAAGAUGGUUACUCUUGGACCACGAAAAGUUGGCAGGUCAUUCCAACGCAUUGAUGAUUGCUAAUACAAUAUUGUUAUCUCUGCACUAAKAAAAGCAGUUCACCAACGUGCCAAAGUGGAUAGAAGUUAGUCCAAUKUGGGUCAAAGCCACCAAAAUGCUAACCAUCAGUAAAUGGAACUGGACAAGGUUUUGUCAUAAUUAUUGRCAAUAUAUUGAGUAGUCAUCAGURACAAUGUAUUGAUUGCUCAGCCAUGUGAAUUGGUUAAGAAUYACAAGUUAAUAUUYCUAUCAAACACUUGUAAAUUCACUUCAUGGCUGGCUGAUAUUAGGGUUAAUCAUUACCAAAAAAGGUUGUGCAAUUGGUUUAAAUCCCAAGGGGUAAAUGCUAUAUUCUUAUCACACUUCUGUUGUAAGGAUUUAAGUUGUUUUCUUUCAACAAGAGGGGAAAAUGACAGUCACUGGACUUACUGUGGCAAUAACUUACUCAAGACUCACCRAUUUCUUCAAAUAACUUUUGCAAUGUUGACAAUAAGCCAGGACCUCAAAAUAAGCAGACUUUAAAGCAAGGGUGAAAUUAAGAAUAAUUGAUGUGAGUUCCCAGGGUUUAGGUUCACAGAUUAGAUUGGAUUAAUAUAUUCAAUAUGUUGGGAUAGUUGUAUUAAAAUGACAGUAUGAAUUGUCUGAAUAUCCAUGGUUUUACUAAACAUGCUGAUAUAUACCAAACUGUUCCAGCACAAUUUGACAAUAUUAUAACAAUUGAUAAUGUAUUGUUAUAAUUCUAUUUAGGGAUAAACAUGAUAUUAGAGGAAUUGUUGGAUGGGUGUACCAGAUGAAUUUCUAACUGUUCAGAACUUUGAAGGUUUUUUGCUAUGAUCAGAGUUCAGUAUGGAAAUAAACUUGCUCAAAAUGAUAGUUAAAAAUUUAUCUURCACCAUGUAAUUUCAAACAAUCAUUCCAAAAUUUAAUGUUGUUCUGUGUUAUGUGACUAUUUAGAUAUUAAUAUUAUUAAAUUUCUGGUGUUUAAAUUUCUAAUUGUUUUAUUCUGAUUGUUUGUAAAUGUGUUGCAAUAUUGCAAACAUUGUCAUGCAAUUCAUGUUUUGGAAUGAAACAUGUAUACAAUUUGUUUUGUAGAAAUAUCACAAAUCACUUCUGACGCAAGGGUUUCUAUUAAAGUGAACACACUUCAUGAAGCUUACAUCUGAUAACUAAAUUAUGCAAAUUCCUUUCUUUUGAAUAAAAACAUUUAGUGG